Penicillium concentricum is the source of this 978-nucleotide messenger RNA. RefSeq names its product non-structural maintenance of chromosomes element 1 family protein. NCBI's taxonomy places the organism in Eukaryota, Fungi, Ascomycota, Eurotiomycetes, Eurotiales, Aspergillaceae. The record is from RefSeq and is a predicted model, not a curated record. Gene Ontology annotation, molecular function: ubiquitin-protein transferase activity. Gene Ontology annotation, biological process: double-strand break repair via homologous recombination; DNA damage tolerance. Bases 1 to 978 code for a protein of 325 amino acids. The transcript is spliced from 3 exons. Gene Ontology annotation, cellular component: nucleus; Smc5-Smc6 complex.
AUGUCCGAAUACGACGACAGCAAUCGUGCCUUUCUCCAGGCGUUCAUGGCACGCUCAUCCAUGACCUUUGAAGAUGCGCAACCCAUUCUAGCUGCGAUAUUAACAAUAUGUGAGGGGCGAACAGUUGAACCCGAGGAGGUCGGGGAAGACCAAUUCUCCAACUUUAUCUCGGCCGCCAACAACGCCGUGUCACCUUUCGACCUCGAAAUCAGAAGCUCACUGCCACAAGUCCUCCAGCCAGCUCAGCCAGAUGGCUCAACAGCACCACUAAAGCGAGUGUAUGCGCUUGUAAAUACCACGAGUGACGCUUUGACACAACUCGCGACCACUUAUUCCCCGGACGAGAUUGCAUUUCUCAAGCGCUUGCUUGACUACAUGUUUGUCACAAAUAAUACACGAGUAUGUGAAGGAAUGGUAGCUUCACAAAUGCAAGCCGUCCAACUCCAUAAGGCUCCGUCUAGCGAACGGCAAUCUACGAGCAACGAUUCAACACAAAUCCAAACCGCAGCAGUACAGUCAUUGCGUAUGACCCAAGCAGAAACCAUGAUUAUCCACUUGAUUGAAGAGGGCUGGUUGCAGAAGAGCCCGAAGGGCUAUCUCAGCCUCACACCACGAGCGCUGAUGGAGUUGCGGGGCUGGUUGGUCUUGACGUAUAACGACAUCGAUGACCGACCUAUAGAGCGGAUCAAGUUUUGUGCUGCUUGCAAAGAUAUUAUCACCGUGGGCCAACGCUGCGAGGACCAUGGAUGCAAUGGUCGGCUCCAUGACCAUUGCAUACGCAACUUCUUCCGCAUGCAACAAGCAGAGAAAUGCCCCGUGUGCAAAAAGGACUGGCCCGGUGAUAGAUUCGUGGGUGAGAGAGCGCUCACUGUGCACUCAAGGUCAAGCAACGCCGUUCCAGAGGAGAGGGAGUCAUCGCCUGCUGCGCCUAGUGCCCUUGGCGAAAUUUCCGAGGAGGAGAACGACGAGGAAGUAUAA